GCAGAGAAUCUAGCAUGGUGCUGCCACAUGGACCCUGGGUCCUCGCUGUUGGACUGGAGUCAAGUGGCAGAGAAUACUUCGAGCUGCAGGCUGUUGUUGUGCUGGUGAUCGGCCCGUUGGAGCGCUGCCUGUCUGGGAAGGGUCCCUCGUACGGGGGCCGGGUGAUCUCCUCCACCCUGGAGGAUUUUCCCCACUCCCAGUGUGUUUGUAGGAAUGUGGACAGACCGGAGCUUUGUCAGAUGUCCCUCUACGACUUCCAGAAGUUCUUACAGAUGGAUCAGAAGGAGUCCUGGGCUUCAGAUCUGAGUCGUGUCCGAGAAUUCCUCACGGGGUACAUGAGGGGGGGGGCGCAGCCAGAGCCCAUGCUACAGCUCGAUGAGUUCCUGACGUUCCUGUUCUCUAAAGAGAAUUCUGUGUGUGACCCUCAACUGUCUCCUGUCGUUGCUGAUGACAUGAAAAGGCCGCUGUCUCAGUACUGGAUCUCCUCCUCUCACAACACCUACCUGACAGGUGAUCAGUUUUCCAGUGAAUCGUCUCUGGAAGCGUACGCCCGCUGCCUCAGGAUGGGCUGCCGCUGCAUUGAACUGGACUGCUGGGACGGACCUGACGACCUGCCAAUCAUCUACCACGGCCACACGUUAACCUCCAAGAUCAAGUUCCUGGAUGUGCUGCACACCAUCAAAGAGCACGCCUUCAUCACAUCUGAGUAUCCUGUGAUAUUGUCCAUCGAGGACCACUGCAGUGUGGUGCAGCAGAGGAACAUGGCCACACACUUCAAGAAGGUGUUCGGAGAUCUGCUGCUCACCAAGCCUGUAGACAACGGCGCAGAGGAGCUCCCCUCCCCCCACCAGCUCCGCAGGAAGAUCCUCAUCAAGCACAAGAAGCUGGUGGAAGGCACGCUGUACGAAGAGGUGACUUCAGCCAGCUACUCAGAAAACGACAUCAGCAACUCUCUGAAGAACGGCAUCCUCUACCUGGAAGACCCCAUCGACCACACGUGGACCCCGCACUAUUUUGUCCUGACCAGUAAUAAGAUUUACUAUUCAGAGGAGACGUCUCACUACCAGACGACUGAUGAAGAGGAGGACGACGAAGCGAAAGAGGAGUGUAACAACAACGAGCAGCACUGUGCCGAGCGCUGGUUCCACGGGAAGCUGGGCGGAGGUCGUGACGGGCGACAGGUGGCCGAGAAGCUCCUGCAGGAGUACUGCGAGGGGGGGGCCAAGGACGGAACCUUCCUGGUGCGGGAGAGUGAGACGUUUGUGGGAGACUACACCCUCUCCUUCUGGCGCUCCGGUCGGGUCCAGCACUGCAGGAUCCACUCCCGUCAGGAGUCGGGCUCCACUCGAUUCUACCUUACCGACAACCUGGUGUUCGACAGCCUAUACCGCCUCAUCUGCCACUACAGAGACACGCCUCUGCGCUGCAACGAGUUUGAGAUGCGGCUGCUCAGCCCCGUCCCUCAGCCCAACGCGCACGAGAGCAGAGAGUGGUUCCACUCCAGUCUGUCACGUGUUCAGGCUGAACACAUGCUGAUGCGUGUCCCCAGAGACGGAGCUUUCUUAGUGCGGAAACGCAGCGAAAACAGCUCCUAUGCCAUCUCCUUCAGGGCGGAGGGGAAGAUCAAGCACUGCCGUAUUCAGCAGGAAGGACGCCUCUUCAUGUUGGGCAGCUCGGCAGAGUUCGAGAGUCUCGUGGACCUGGUGAGCUACUACGAGAAGCAUCCUCUGUACCGCAAGAUGAGGCUCCGCUACCCCAUCAACGAGGACACUCUGGACCGCAUGGGCACCGCGGAGCUCGACUACGGGGCGCUGUAUGAGGUCCGCACCCCUCAUUUCUACGUGGAGGCCAAUAAGAUGCCCACCGCUCGGUGCACGGUCAAAGCUCUGUACGACUAUCGAGCUCAGAGGGAGGACGAGCUCUGCUUCCCCAAACAGGCGCUCAUCGUCAGUGUGGAGAAGCAGGAUGGCGGCUGGUGGCGAGGCGACUACGGAGGGAAGAAACAGCUGUGGUUUCCUGCAAACUACGUGGAGGAGGUCCCCAGCUCCCCCUCCAGAGAGCCGGACCAAGUGUCCACAGAGAACAGUCCUCUCGGGACGUUUCUUAAGGGCUUCAUUGAUGUUCCUACCUGCCAUGUCGUGGUGCUUAAGGACGGGAAGAACUCUCGCCCCCAUGUGAUCACCAUCCAGUCCCAGCAGCCGUCCACUCUCCCGGUGCAGACCCUGGACGUGGCGGCCGACUCUCUGGAGGACCUGACGGGCUGGGUGUCCCGGAUCAGAGAGGCCACACAGAACGCUGACGCACGGAUGCAGGAGGAGAAGCAGAUGGAGAGGAGGAAGAAGAUUGCGGUGGAGCUGUCAGAGCUGGUGGUCUACUGCAGACCCGUCCCCUUCAACGAGGACAAGAUCGGGACAGAGAGGGCGUGUUACCGGGACAUGUCCUCCUUCCCGGAGACGAAGGCGGAGAAGUUUGCGACCCGCAGCAAAGGGAAGCGCUUCCUGCAGUACAACCGCCGGCAGCUCUCCAGAGUCUACCCCCGAGGACAGAGGCUGGACUCGUCCAACUACGACCCGCUGCCCAUGUGGCUCUGCGGCUCCCAGCUGGUGGCUCUCAACUUCCAGACCCCAGAUAAACCCAUGCAGCUGAACCAGUCCCUGUUCAUGCUGGGAGGGAGCAGCGGCUUCGUUCCCCAGCCCGAAGUUAUGAGCGAUGACGCCUUCGACCCUUUCGACAAGGACACCCUACAUGUGGAGCCAAUCACCAUCCAGUUACAGGUACUCGGAGCCCGUCACCUUCCUAAAAAUGGCCGCAGCAUCGUCUGUCCCUUCGUGGAGGUGGAGAUCUGUGGAGCAGAACACGACAGCUGUAAAUGCAAGACGGACGUCGUGGCUGAUAACGGGUUGAACCCUGUGUGGGUGCAGAGGCAGUUUGUGUUCGACAUCCACAACCCCAGCUUCUCCUUUCUGCGCUUCACUGUCUACGAAGAGGACAUGUUCAGCGAUCCUAACUUCCUGGCACAGGCCACCUUCCCUGUCCGUCUGCUACGCACAGGCUACAGGAGCAUCCCCCUGAAGAACAGCUACAGUGAAGAGCUGGAGCUGGCUUCUCUUCUGGUCCACAUAGAGAUCGUCAAUGCAAAGGAGGAGGACGAUGAGAACUUGUACAUGUCCAUCCAGCGGCUGCGGGAUCGAACCAGCGAGCUGUCCACCCAGGUGUCCCUCCUGGAGAGGUCAGGGUCCGGGGACCUUGGCUACCAGCAGAGCCUGGAGGAGCUCAGAGCGGCUCAGGACCAGCUGAGCGAGCUGGUGGAGGCCCGGAACCGCAGGCUGAUGGAGAAGAAGAGGAGGGAGAAGCUCAGGCAGCAGGUGACGGCAAAGCGCAGCUAGCCCCCCUACCCACCAGAGGGCGCUACACUGCGACUCAAACUGUGGCGGAAACUUCCCUCCAGAGCUGUGAGAACAGGCUCUGCAGCUGCCACUUGCGAUCCUUUUAUAACUGGAAUAAAGAACAUGUUCUUUCACAGUAGAAUGUGAGACUUUAAAGUGCUAUGCUGGACAAAAGCAGAGAUACAAAAGACAAACAGAAGCAUCUCAUGGACUUAGAGAAAACCUAAAGAAACUAAGCUAUUUAAACAAUCAUGGACCUGAGGCUGAAACACAUUAAGAGCCAACUGGAUAUGGGUUCCUUGUGAAGCUUUCAUAGAAACCAUUCAGUCACAAAGUAAAUCUGCACCAAAUGUGUUUUAAUUCUUCAUUCAAGUUGUUUCCAAGCACAAAUACUCAGCUUUCUAUUUGUUAUAUGAUCAUGAAUUAUUAAGCCAAAUGAAGAUGCCACCUUGAGCUUUAGAAAAUAUUAAGAGGCAUUUUUAAUAGAUUUGAUGAUCCAAUUUGUCGAUAAUGUAACUUUUCGAAACUAAACUUUUUAAAGUAUAUGGUAGGCUAUGAUGCAUAAGAAAUGAACUGAAAUGAACUCACACUUUUGGAAAAUGAAGCUCACACUUUUGGAAACUUAGUUUGAAGCUCCAUCCAGAUCCUGAACUAUGUUUGGUUCGUAGUGAGAAA
Molecule: messenger RNA, 4061 nt
Organism: Notothenia coriiceps (black rockcod)
Lineage: Eukaryota; Metazoa; Chordata; Actinopteri; Perciformes; Nototheniidae
Product: 1-phosphatidylinositol 4,5-bisphosphate phosphodiesterase gamma-1-like
Exons: 27
Biological process (GO): phosphatidylinositol-mediated signaling; positive regulation of epithelial cell migration; release of sequestered calcium ion into cytosol
Cellular component (GO): ruffle membrane
Molecular function (GO): protein binding; phosphatidylinositol-4,5-bisphosphate phospholipase C activity
Source: RefSeq, a predicted model, not a curated record